Paramuricea clavata is the source of this 351-nucleotide messenger RNA. The record is from the annotation of a GenBank genome assembly. NCBI's taxonomy places the organism in Eukaryota, Metazoa, Cnidaria, Anthozoa, Malacalcyonacea, Plexauridae.
AUGCCUGUUAGAUAUGUUGUGUACGGUUAUUACAACACAACAGAUGCUGCAAAUCAAAUAGCUCUACAUCCAAUACCAUAUUAUGGGGAUUUUCGGCUGCAGUCAUUAAGGAGAAGGAAACAUUGGAUAGAUUUGGAUAAAUUGAAGCGAGCCAGAUCGGAGCCGUCUCGUCAAUUGUCAAAGGCAUGUUUGCACAAAGACAUGCAUUUCAAGGCAGAUGACUUUUUGUACACUCUGAAUAUGUCGGAGCUAAAAGAACGCACAUUUCCUCGACUAAUGAGGGAUGAAAUUGGGGUUAGCGUUCAUCCGACGGUAGUACAACCUGUGGUCGAAAGGCAGGAGGACAUAUAA